AUGGAAGGAGAAUCUUACCACAAUGCAACUACUGUCAAUGGCACCCCAGUAAAUCACCAGGCUUUGGAACACCAUGGGUUGUGGGAAGUCGUCACCAUUGCAGCUGUGACUGCGGUGGUAAGCCUGAUCACCAUUGUGGGCAAUGUCUUAGUCAUGAUCUCCUUCAAAGUCAAUAGUCAGCUGAAGACAGUUAACAACUACUACCUGCUCAGCUUAGCCUGUGCAGAUCUCAUCAUUGGGAUCUUCUCCAUGAACCUCUACACCACCUACAUCCUCAUGGGCCGCUGGGCUCUCGGGAGUCUGGCUUGUGACCUUUGGCUUGCACUGGACUAUGUGGCCAGCAACGCUUCCGUCAUGAACCUUCUGGUGAUCAGUUUUGACCGUUAUUUUUCUAUCACAAGACCCCUGACAUAUCGGGCCAAGCGUACCCCAAAGAGGGCUGGCAUCAUGAUUGGCUUGGCCUGGCUGAUCUCUUUCAUCCUCUGGGCCCCAGCGAUCCUCUGCUGGCAGUACUUGGUUGGGGAGAGAACGGUACCUCCAGACGCAUGCCAGAUCCAGUUCCUGUCUGAGCCCACCAUCACUUUUGGCACUGCCAUUGCUGCCUUCUACAUUCCUGUUUCUGUCAUGACAAUUCUCUACUGUCGGAUCUACCGGGAAACAGAGAAGCGGACCAAGGACCUUGCUGACCUGCAGGGCUCUGACUCUAUAGCUGAAACUGAGAAGAGAAAGCCAGCUCACAAGGCUCUGCUCAGGUCCUGCUUCAGCUGCCCUCAGCCCACACUGGCCCAGAGGGAAAGGAACCAAGCCUCCUGGUCAUCCUCCCGCAGAAGCACCUCAACCACUGGGAAGCCAUCUGAAGCCACUGGCCCAAGCACUGAGUGGGACAAAGCUGAGCAGCUCACUACGUGUAGCAGCUGCCCCUCCUCAGAGGAUGAGGACAAGCCCACCACUGACCCUGUCUUCCAGGUCGUCUACAAGAGUCAGGCCAAGGAAUGCGCAAGAGAAGAAUUCAGUCCUGAAGAGACCGAGGAAACUUUUGGAAAAAGUCAAACUGAAAAAAAUGACUAUGACACCCCAAAAUAUCUCCUGUCUCCAGCAGCUGCUCAUAGACCCAAGAGCCAGAAAUGUGUAGCCUAUAAGUUCCGACUGGUGGUCAAAGCUGAUGGGACCCAGGAGACCAACAAUGGCUGUCGCAAGGUGAAAAUCAUGGCCUGCUCCUCCCCAGGGUCCAAAGACCCUUCAACGAAAGGCCUAGAUCCCAGCCUCAGCCAUCAAAUGACCAAACGGAAGAGAAUGGUCCUUGUCAAAGAGAGGAAAGCAGCCCAGACCUUGAGUGCGAUUCUCCUGGCCUUUAUCAUCACAUGGACCCCUUAUAACAUCAUGGUCCUGGUGUCCACCUUCUGUGACAAGUGUGUCCCAGUCGCCCUAUGGCACUUGGGUUACUGGUUGUGCUAUGUCAAUAGCACUGUCAACCCCAUUUGCUAUGCCCUCUGCAAUAGAACCUUCAGGAAGACCUUUAAGAUGCUGCUUCUCUGCCAAUGGAAAAAGAAAAAUGUGGAAGAGAAGUUGUACUGGCAGGGGAACAGUAAGCUCCCCUGA
Messenger RNA from Pteronotus mesoamericanus, 1599 nucleotides. RefSeq names its product cholinergic receptor muscarinic 5 (gene CHRM5). Gene Ontology annotation, biological process: adenylate cyclase-inhibiting G protein-coupled acetylcholine receptor signaling pathway; G protein-coupled receptor signaling pathway, coupled to cyclic nucleotide second messenger; chemical synaptic transmission. Gene Ontology annotation, cellular component: synapse; plasma membrane; dendrite. The transcript has a single exon. The coding region runs from base 1 to 1599 and encodes 532 amino acids. Gene Ontology annotation, molecular function: G protein-coupled serotonin receptor activity; G protein-coupled acetylcholine receptor activity. NCBI's taxonomy places the organism in Eukaryota, Metazoa, Chordata, Mammalia, Chiroptera, Mormoopidae. The record is from RefSeq and is a predicted model, not a curated record.